This is a messenger RNA of Chaetomium fimeti, 1736 nucleotides long. RefSeq lists its product as uncharacterized. The transcript has 3 exons. The record is from RefSeq and is a predicted model, not a curated record. Lineage: Eukaryota; Fungi; Ascomycota; Sordariomycetes; Sordariales; Chaetomiaceae. Bases 130 to 1605 code for a protein of 491 amino acids.
AGGCGGAGGGUUAGAACACGUCACAUUCAUGACGCCGUUAUGGUGACGUUUUUUUGGCCUUCAUCGAGAUUUAUCCCAAGACCACUCGCACCUCAUCGCUGCACACACCGCCGUUGAUCUAACUUCACGAUGCCGCGUCAAAAGCGAGGAAAGUCGGCUCGGAACCGCCGCCAACAAACAAAGGGGACACGUAGAAGCGAGCGUUUGGCUGGUCGCGGUCCAGCUACCCGGGAUGAUGCAACACGGACAAGCCAUGAAAAUGUAGAGCAAAGCAUAUCCCCGGGCCGUCGGUAUCCCGUGCCCAUUGAACGACUCCUAGCCGAGCUCGGCGGUGAUGGGGCUGAUGCAACAAGCUAUGGAGAUCUUGAGCAAGCCGCGUCACUAACCCACACGCACUCCACCACCCCUAUGGAACGACUCCCGUGCGAGCUCAUCCGUAUUAUCGGCGAGCACCUGCCCGUGGAAUCGCGCGUUACGCUCGCCCUGGCGAGCCGCAUACUGAUGUUCAAGUCUGGUGGGAUCGGCCCCGGCAGCAAUAACAUUGCGUUGGACGAGAAUCCCCCAAGCCAGGUCGAGGAGGACGACGACGCUUACCCGCCUCCAACGCCGCGCAUGAUGCUCCUGGAGCUGCUCGAGCACGAAUCGCAGUUACUCACGCGGUGCGAUUACUGUAGAACGCUCCACUCGCCGCUCUCAACAAGCGCGCACAACGUUUUACGCCCCUGCCAUCAGCCUACUCGUUGUUUCGCCCCACCCGUGGGCUGUUGGGGUGCUCUCCAGAUCACACUGCCUCUCAUCCGCCGCGCCGUCAUAUGGGACCGCCAGGGACUCGAGGCGGACUCGCUCCUUGCCGCCGCUAGCUGCAGCACCGCCAACCCAAACCCCCCGGAUUCCCCGUACCGCUCCUUGUCCACCCUUCGGGCUCGCGUUUGCGGCGGCUCGGUCGUUGUGCGAACACAAAUCUUUGUGGCACGCACAGCCCCAUCCCGUCCCACCAGCCUUCCCGCGGCACGCGACCUCGCUGCCUUGGACGACAUCCUGCGCAGGGCAUCACAAUCUUGGGUGACGGGUACAAAAGCCCAUGAACGCCCGACGCGAAAAUAUAAAACGCCCAAGUGUCUCGCCAAGGUGGACGCGGCAUCCCGAAAGACCAUCCAUCGCCACACUGUUGGAUGCUACCGCGCCGACGCCGGCCCCCCGCGUUCCGAGCUCCCCUACAAACUGCGCUGCAUGCUGAUGCACAACGUCCCCUGCCGCUCGCGCGGGUGCCGCCGGGUGGGUGACUUCCCGGGCCACGUCGGCGGCAGCCGGGACUGCUUCCUGGACCACGCGGCGACGGCGAUCCCGCUGGCGGACCCGCGCAGCCCGUGGGACCGCGUGCUCGUCUUCACGAGCUGGCGGGACCUGGGCAGCGGGGACUCGAAGCACGACGCCAAGUGGGCGGCGCGCUCGGGAUACCAGUGCGCUUGGCCCGACCGUAACCAUCGCGCCGACCACCGGAGUCGGGUUGGGGACGCGUAUGAAGCGUUCGAGGGCGCGGCCGAGGGCGCCCCCUACGUGCCUGAGCUUUCGCGGAUAGGCGCCAACGUGUUGCUUUCUCGGUAGCUGGUCCUCAGCGGUGUAUGCUAGACAGGGGCGUAUGAGAGGGGAGGAUCUCUCGUUGGGAUGAUAUUCCUCAAUAGAUUCGCGGUUGGAGUCUGGCUUCCUCCACCCAUAUAGUGACCUCUCACUACACA